Drosophila arizonae is the source of this 2227-nucleotide messenger RNA. It is a transcript of the gene not, whose product is annotated as ubiquitin carboxyl-terminal hydrolase nonstop. Gene Ontology annotation, molecular function: zinc ion binding; cysteine-type deubiquitinase activity. Lineage: Eukaryota; Metazoa; Arthropoda; Insecta; Diptera; Drosophilidae. The record is from RefSeq and is a predicted model, not a curated record. Gene Ontology annotation, biological process: protein deubiquitination.
AUGCAUGUGUGCUUGUGCAAAACUGAUCAGAAGGCCACAAAACGACAAAGUUCCUAUUUUACACAAUUCGUGCCCCGGUUCAGCAUAAAAGUGGCCAAAAUUCGACGAAAACAGCGCAAGUGUGAUAAAACCACAGUGCCACAGCCGUCUGCAAAACGAACGAAAACAAAAGAGAACAGUGUUGAUAGUACGACAAGCAUUUUAAGCAGUGGCAGCGGCAGCGGUAGCAGCAGCGGCGCCGGCAGUCGAGCCAGCAGUGGCAAUAACAACACCAGCAACAACAACAACAACAGCAAGCGCGCAUACGCGUCUUUGGGCCGGGGAGCGGCCGACGUUGUACCUGAAGUUCGUUUACUCCCAACAACAACAACAGCAACAGCGCCAACAACACUUACUCGAGCAGCAGCGGCGGCGGCAGCGGCAGCGGCCGCAGCAGCGACAACAACAGCAACAAACACAGAGGCGGCUGCCGGCCGGUGUCCGGCUGAGGAAACUGUUGUUGUUAGUGGUGGGCGGGUCGGUGGGGGCGUGGAAGGCGCACAGCUAACAAAGGGUCCACUGAAUGCGACGAAUUUGUCGCUGCCCGUUUGCUUGCGCACCGUGCAAAAGCUUGCCGCUGAGCUCGACGGUAAAGCCGACGUCAACGUCAACGUCAGYGACAGCAGCGACGUCGACGGCGACAGCGACGCUAACGUUAACGACAUGUCGGAAACGGGCUGCCGGCACUAUCAGAGCUACGUAAAGGAGCACAGCUACGAUACCUUUCGUGUUAUCGAUGCCUACUUCGCUGCCUGCGUCAACAAGGAUGCGCGUGAGAAAAAGGCCAUACACUGCAAUUGCUUCGAGUGCGGCAGCUAUGGCAUCCAGCUGUACGCCUGCCUGCAUUGCAUCUACUUYGGCUGUCGCGGCGCUCACAUCACCAGCCAUCUGAGGGCCAAGAAACACAAUAUCGCAUUGGAGCUGUCGCACGGCACGCUUUACUGUUAUGCGUGUCGUGACUUCAUAGCUCUGGUACACACGCCGCUGCUGAGCGACUAUUUCAUGUCGGAUCGCCACGACUGUGGCAAGUCCUCACACAAGUGUUUGGUAUGCGAGGUGUCGCGUCUCUUCCAGGAGUUCUAUUCGGGCUCACGUACUCCAUUGUCGCUGCAUCGUUUGCUGCAUUUAAUUUGGAAUCAUGCGAAACAUCUGGCCGGCUAUGAGCAGCAGGAUGCGCAUGAGUUCUUUAUCGCCACGCUGGAUGUGCUGCAUAGGCAUUGUGUGAAGGCCAAGUCGGAGCACGAGAGCAAGAGCAACAGUUCGAGCGCCACGGGUGGCAAUUCCAGCUCCAGUGCCAAUGCAACGGCCACGCAUUCCUAUGGCCAGUGCAAUUGCAUCAUCGAUCAAAUCUUUACSGGCAUGCUGCAGAGCGACGUCGUGUGCCAGGCAUGCAAGGGCGUUUCCACCACAUUCGAUCCCUUCUGGGACAUCUCACUGGAUCUCGGCGAGACGACAUCGCAUGGCGGCGUCACACCGAAAACKCUGAUCGAUUGYCUGGAGCGCUAUACACGGGCCGAGCAUCUCGGCUCGGCGGCCAAAAUCAAAUGCUCCACCUGCAAAUCGUAUCAGGARUCCACCAAACAGUUYAGCCUGCGCACUCUGCCCAGCGUCGUGUCGUUCCACCUGAAGCGCUUCGAGCAUUCGGCACUGAUCGAUCGCAAAAUCUCAUCGUUUAUUCAGUUUCCCGUUGAGUUCGAUAUGACGCCCUUUAUGUCCGAGAAGAACAAUGCCUAUGGGGACUUUCGGUUCUCCCUGUAUGCCGUUGUCAAUCACGUGGGCACCAUCGAUACCGGGCACUAUACGGCCUAUGUGCGACAUCAGAAGGACACGUGGGUCAAGUGCGAUGAUCAUGUGAUAACAAUGGCAUCGCUCAAGCAGGUGCUCGACAGCGAGGGUUAUUUAUUAUUCUAUCAUAAGAAUGUCUUGGAGUACGAGUGAGAGACAUGGACAAGGACACAAACUCAGCGCAUCUAUAGAGACUGUUUAUCUCGCUCUCACAAAUCACUCCGCCACCCACACUCAUAGACACACACUCACACAGUGUGGCACUCUUGGUGCCAGUGCAUGUAGCAUACACACACAAACACAUCCAACUACGAUUACUACAAUUCAACUACAAAUAUACAAAAUGCAGACAAGAACGCGGCAGCGCUUACAACAACAACAACAAAUCUUAAUCUUAAUUAUU